Molecule: messenger RNA, 1881 nt
Organism: Ylistrum balloti
Lineage: Eukaryota; Metazoa; Mollusca; Bivalvia; Pectinida; Pectinidae
Product: NADH-ubiquinone oxidoreductase 49 kDa subunit-like
Exons: 13
Coding region: 2-1381 (459 amino acids)
Biological process (GO): mitochondrial electron transport, NADH to ubiquinone
Molecular function (GO): quinone binding; NADH dehydrogenase (ubiquinone) activity; NAD binding
Source: RefSeq, a predicted model, not a curated record
AAUGGCUGCUUUGGGUUUGUUACGAAAUUCGACAUCGGCAUUAUUUCGCAGAUCCUUGGUGAAAACUACACCAACUAUUGUCUCUGUCAGGCAUGGAAGAUGGCAUCCCGGGGAAACCCCACUAGAAGAGUUCAAGUCCCCUGUAGGUUUCUAUGCAGGCACUGAUCAAAACUGGGUUGUACCUGAUUUCUCUUCUUCAGUUUAUGUGGAAAAAGGAAUCAAGGGAAUGGAGAUUAACUUUGGACCACAACAUCCAGCAGCUCACGGUGUACUACGACUUUUACUCAGUAUGGAUGGAGAAACUGUAGGUAGAGCAGAUCCACACAUUGGCCUUCUCCACAGAGGAACAGAAAAGCUGAUUGAAUACAAAACCUACCUGCAGGCGUUACCUUACUUUGAUCGUCUUGACUAUGUGUCAAUGAUGUGUAAUGAACAGUGUUUCUCUCUGGCUGUUGAGAAACUCCUAAACAUAGAGGUUCCUAUACGUGCAAAGUACAUACGUACAUUGUUUGCUGAGAUAACCCGUAUCCUAAAUCACAUUAUGGGUGUAGGAACACAUGCUCUUGAUGUUGGCGCCAUGACACCAUUCUUUUGGCUUUUUGAAGAGAGAGAAAAGAUGAUGGAGUUCUAUGAGAGAGUAUCUGGAGCAAGAAUGCACGCAGCUUAUGUCAGACCUGGAGGUGUGUCACAGGACUUGCCCCUCGGACUUUUGGACGACAUCUAUGAGUUUAUUGAAAAGUUUAACCAGCGUCUGGAUGAGGUGGAAGAGCUACUUACCAUGAACAGACUUUGGAAACAGAGGACAAUAGAUAUUGGUAUCGUUUCUGCUCAGGAUGCUAUGAAUUUUGGCUUCAGUGGCGUGAUGUUGCGAGGUUCUGGCAUUAAAUGGGAUCUGAGAAAGGUGCAGCCUUAUGACGCCUAUCAUUUGGUGGAUUUUGAUGUUCCUAUUGGCGUAAAUGGCGACUGUUAUGACAGAUAUCUUAUUCGAAUGGAGGAGAUGAGACAGAGUUUGAGAAUUAUUCACCAGUGUUUGAACGAUAUGCCUGAAGGUGAAAUCAAGGUGGAUGACAAUAAAAUUGUGCCCCCAAGUCGAGCUGAAAUGAAGUCAUCUAUGGAGGCCCUUAUCCAUCAUUUUAAGUUAUAUUCUGAGGGAAUGCGUGUACCUCCUGGUUCUACUUACACUGCUGUAGAAGCACCCAAGGGUGAGUUUGGAGUAUAUUUGGUAUCUGACGGUACAAACAAGCCCUACCGGUGUAAAAUCAGAGCUCCUGGAUUUGCACAUUUGGCGGCUUUGGACGUGGUCGGUAAGCGACACAUGUUGGCAGACAUCGUUGCCAUUAUUGGUACCAUGGAUGUAGUGUUUGGCGAGGUGGACAGAUGAACUGGAUCAAGACCAGUGUGUACGGAUGUGUGUAUUUAAACUGUUUCUUGUUCAGAUAUUCACUUCUAUACCCUUUGAUUUGCAAUGGACCUGCCUACUUUAAAGGUUUUGGUACUGUCCAUUAUAACAGAGGGGAAAGAGGGCUGUAGAGACAUGUGAAUAACAGUCCUGUGAUAAAAUAGGGAAAUUUUUGAUGAAGUACCGAAGAAAAAUGAUCUUCGUCACAUUCAACAAAAAGAACUUCCAUAUAGAAAAAAUUACUAAAGUAAAAAUAAAUUUGAAAAGACAUUUAUCAAAGACAGAAAAUGCCUCAUGUCAUCAAGUUUUAAAACAGCUUUGGAGAGAGAAGAUACAUUAUUUUACAUGUUUGUGGAAUAUUUUCUGUUUUGUGUGGAAGCAUUGUUGUUAUGUGAUAUACAAUUUAAAAGCUUAGUUUUCAAAUUAACUUGUGUGUUGAUUUAAACACAAGGGCAAAUGAAAAUAAAGAAAUGGUUGAAUAG